AUGAAUCUCACGCUGCGCUUCGUGGUGCUUGCGCUCAUAUCGCUCCUCUCGCUGCACUACCUCGCCAGCUUCACUUCCACCACCUAUCACGACCAAGUGGGCAAUCUGCGUUCCUCAUGGUCCUCAUCGUUGCAGCACAACGAUGUUGCUCAUACCGACCUCACGAUUCCCUACGCAAACACGCCCAGAGCCAACGCCACCUUUGUCGUGCUCUGUCGCGAAGGCGAGAUCGGCGGGAUCCUCGAAAGCCUGCAACUUCUCGAGAGCACGUUCAACGACCGACCGCACCAUCGCUACCCUUAUGUCUUCCUCAACGACAAACCGUUCUCGGACACCUUCAAGCUGCGCAUUUCGCGCGCGGUCUCGUCGAGCGUCGAGUUCGGUCUUGUCCCGCCAGAGAUGUGGGACAUUCCGCCGAGCAUCGACCUGGUCAAGGCGCAAAAGUCAUGGGACAAGAUGGGCAAGAGCGGCACGCCGUACGGCGGCUCCAAGUCGUAUCGGCAGAUGUGCAGGUUUCAGUCUGGGUUCUUCUUCCGCCAUCCGCUCGUGCAGAAGUACAAGUACUAUUGGAGGGUCGAACCGAACGUCAAGUACUUCUGCGACUUGACCGACUUUGAUCCGUUCCGCUACAUGCAGCAGAACAAGAAGAAGUACGGCUUCGUGCUCGCGAUGCACGAGAUCCCCGGAACCGUUCGCACGCUCUGGAUCCACGUGCGUAAGUGGUACGAGAAGAACUCACACCUUCUCGCUCCCAACAACAUGUUCGGUUUCGUCACCGAAAACAACGGCCGUGGCUAUAGCAAAUGCCACUACUGGUCCAACUUUGAAAUCGCCGACAUGGACUUCUACCGGUCAGAAGCUUACCUCUCGUUCUUCAACCACCUCGACCAGGCGGGCGGGUUCUUCUACGAGAGAUGGGGCGAUGCUCCCGUCCACUCGAUCGCCGCGUCCCUUCUGCUCGACAGAGACGAGGAUGAGGUGCUACUGCCCGCACGAGAGCUCGUUUAA
Sporisorium graminicola is the source of this 1008-nucleotide messenger RNA. RefSeq lists its product as uncharacterized. Gene Ontology annotation, cellular component: membrane; Golgi apparatus. The record is from RefSeq and is a predicted model, not a curated record. Gene Ontology annotation, biological process: protein N-linked glycosylation; cell wall mannoprotein biosynthetic process. Gene Ontology annotation, molecular function: alpha-1,2-mannosyltransferase activity. The coding region runs from base 1 to 1008 and encodes 335 amino acids. The transcript is spliced from 2 exons. NCBI's taxonomy places the organism in Eukaryota, Fungi, Basidiomycota, Ustilaginomycetes, Ustilaginales, Ustilaginaceae.